AAUUUAAAUUAUAAGCUCCAUUCACCAAAGCAUUCUCUCGCUCUCAUCAAUCUAGGCGAAGUUUUUCUUAGUUGGUUUAGGGAAUGAAGAUCUGACAGUGCCAUUAAAGAGUCUAACGUUUAGGGCACACGUGUACGAUAGGUCGGAAUAGACUUGUCCUCGGUAGAUUGCACCAAAUCCCAAUCUCCCUCUCAAAUCUUUAAUUUGGGCGCCAAAAAGAUGCACCCAUCGGUCGUGAAAAGCUAUAAUUUAAGGUAUAAGCUCUAUUCACCAAAGCAUUCUCGCUCUCAUCAAUCCAGCAAUGUUUUUUUUCUUAGUUGGCUCUCUUCUGGUUUAAGAUGGCAGACAAGAGCUUUGAAACCAUGAAUGUACGCUUUCUCAUUAAUACUAGAACUCGACGCAUCAUUUAUGCUGAGGCUGGUAAAGAGUUUGUUGAUUUUCUGUUUAGUUUUCUUUCCAUGCCCGUCGGUUAUGUGCUCAAAUUACUGUAUACAUUGACAUCUAAGAGGAAUGUUGGCUCUGUAUCCAAUCUGUAUGAUAGCAUUGAAAAACUGCCAUCUCAAUAUAUGAGUACAGAUAAAUCUCCGCUGCUUGACCCUGAAAUUAUAAUAAAAAACUCUCAUAACUCUCCUAGGAUUGAAGACGGAAGCUAUUAUGUUUGCAGUUAUCUGUCUUGUCCAGAAGAGACUGAGAACUGGUCUGAGUGCUACUGUGUAACUCACGAUAUUGUUAGCACCGACACAACUCACAAUAUGAGUAGCAGCAGCGGAGACAAAUGCAUCUGCGGAAAUCUUAUCGAGCGCCUCGUUCAGCUGCGGCCGAAAGCGAGUGGAAGAAGUAAGCAAAGUGCAGGCAAAGGGACUAGCGGUUAUGUAAAAGAAAUGCUUACUUUUAUAAUAACCGACGACUUGAAGAUAAAAGGGAGUUCAACUAUCACCAGUAUAAUGUUACUCAAUCACCUCGAUAUUAAAGAUUUAACAGACCUUCAAGAGCGGACUGCAAUUGUUGAUGAGAAAAAGUCAUUGGAGAUUCUGGAGGCAUCUAUGGUUUCCACAACUGUGUUGAACGAUGUUUUCGGAGCUGAGUUUUUUGUGUCAGGCAAGGUGUCUCUCGAAGAAUGAGCGAAUGGAUAUCAUCAACAAAUUUUGAAGAAAUUAAAGGGCAUCAUGGUUAAAAAAAGUUGUGUAUUAAAAGAAGGGACAGUAACAUUGGUAGCAUAAGAUUGAAAGUUACUUGAAAAAGCUUGUUCUCCCGAUACAGUCGCCUGGUUUCUCAAAAUAAAAAUAAUAAAUAUUAUGUUUUUGCAUCUUUUCAUCCCCUGCUAGUUGUGUUGUUUCUUGGAGUAAAACAAUAAACAUUAUGUUUUUCC
Molecule: messenger RNA, 1369 nt
Organism: Cryptomeria japonica (Japanese cedar)
Lineage: Eukaryota; Viridiplantae; Streptophyta; Pinopsida; Cupressales; Cupressaceae
Exons: 3
Coding region: 339-1121 (260 amino acids)
Source: RefSeq, a predicted model, not a curated record